Molecule: messenger RNA, 6692 nt
Organism: Frankliniella occidentalis (western flower thrips)
Lineage: Eukaryota; Metazoa; Arthropoda; Insecta; Thysanoptera; Thripidae
Exons: 32
Coding region: 17-6265 (2082 amino acids)
Biological process (GO): cilium assembly; microtubule anchoring at centrosome; intraciliary transport involved in cilium assembly
Cellular component (GO): ciliary basal body; centriolar satellite; centriole
Source: RefSeq, a predicted model, not a curated record
GAGGUGUUGGACAACAAUGAGUUCAACGUCUGGUAUGAACAGUACAAAUUCUGUCUCGAGCAGAAAUGGUUCUGUUGCACCUCGUCCGUCAGUCUCUUCAAGUAGCAGCAGUGGUGGUGCAAUGCCUAAAGUGAAGUUAAGAAAAAAAAUUCCCAUUCACCCUAAUAGUUUUUCACUUCCGAUGGGGCAGUUGCCCUAUCAAGUUGAUUCUCAAACUUCACACCAUCAAUUUGUGCCACCGAUUCAUCAGCAUAUUCCAACAAAUGGCCAGUUUCCGAACACCAGUAACGGCAAUUCUAGCCAAAUAAAUGCUAAUGGACUUCCACUGUCGUCAGGGUGUAAGAAUACACCUAAAACCCAGCUGAUUUUCGACUGGCAAACAGGAGAGAUUCCUGCACCUACAUAUCCUCACAGGAAUUGUCGAAAUAGACAUACAUCCUCAGAGUUGUAUGAUUCAGCAUCAGAUGAAAGCGUGUCUCAAGAUAACCGUCAUAUUGUUCCUGGAAAUUUGUUCAGAGGCAUCCUCUCAGAGGUGAACUGCUCUGUAGACCCUCAACCAACUUAUCAAUACCCUAGACUAAGGAUGAAUGGACAAGACACUGGUUCUGGAGCAACACCCUCUCUGUCAUCAGAAGUGUCCUCCCACAGUGUGGCUUUGAAUAAUGGGACAGCCUCUGAUCAUCAAAACCGAAAUUCAGAAAACAAGAAAAUUAAUGUUCCAUCAUCUCCGGAUCGAGCUCAUGUAGAGCACCGUUUGAGUCAGAUUCAAGAUUACAUAAAGCAGACAUCAUCACUGAUUGAAUCCUACAGACUGUCUGGAGUGGGGGCCACAGAUGAUUCAAGUUUUGAAUUCCUAGUAGAAGUUCUUAAGGACCUUCAUGAUAGUGAGGCAAAACUUAAAUGUUUGCUCUCUGCUUAUGAUCAGAUCAUCCAGGAAGAUGAUGUCAAGAAUACAAAUGAUGGUACAGAGGUUACAAGUCGCGGAUCACAACCUCAAGAACCUCAAGUCAAUGGGAAUGAUCAUUCUGUGAAUGCUAAUGGUUCAGCCAAGUCAACAGAUACCAGAAAACAAAUUGAAAUAAAAAUGAAAUUUGAAGAGUCUUUAAGACAACUUCAUGCACUUCAAGCAGAGCAAGCAUUACUUAUUCAGAAGAGAAGUGAAGCUCAAGAACAGCUUCAGGAAGCUCAGAGAGCUCGGAACAUCUUGCUAGCAAUGUCGAGUAAUGGAUGCUCAGUUAAUACACAAGGUGGUAGCACUAGCGGUACUGGUUCAGAGGAUCAGCCUUCAGAUGCUUUGCUGAAUAAUCUGCAAGAUGUUGAUCGACGACCACCAUCUAUUCGAGGGAAAUGCCAAACUCAACCAAAUCGUGAAUUUCCAACUAAAAAGAGGCAGUCUGCAGACUUCCAAUCUGAUGUGACCACAUAUUUGAAAGAACUACUGACUGGUGAUGAAGUGAAGGAACAGGCCAGUAGUGAGGACAGUGCUGUGGAAGAUGCCAUAGAUGAGUAUGCAGAAGCAAGAGCACAAGUGAGACUCCAAGGUCAAAUUGUACAAGAUAAAGUUACAGAAAUAAAUUCUCUUCGUGCUCAACUUGACCAAGCUAAAAGCCUUCUUAACAUUGCUCAUAGAAGAGAUGGAAGACCUCAUGUGUCAGGUAACAACUCAGCUGAUGAGGGUGUGUUUGAUCAAGUUGUUAAUAUACUGCAGCAACGUAAGGGAGAUGGAGACGCUGCUUCGCCAGACUCUAGAAAGUCUAAGCCUACAGUGAAACAACAACAAUUGGAACUUGAAAGAGCCAAGCUCGGUAGACUACGUGGUCUACUGGCAACUGUUCAGGAGUAUCGUUCAUCAGGUCUUCCUAUCCCUGAACAUAUCCUGAAUGAAUUUGGAAAUGAAACACAGCCUGAUGUUAGCCAGGUUACGUCUCAUGCUCAAGAAGCCAUUCAUGAAGAGGAUGCAGCUGCUGAGGCUGAUGUAGAAGAAGAUGAUGAGCCUGAGUCUGCUACUCAGUGGAAUCAGCAACAUCUGUCCUUAGUGGAAAGUGCAUCAAUGGCAAGUGAACUAUCACACGGACUGCAGCAGCGUGCUGCGCAACUUCAAGUGGAGCGAGAUGGCCUUUCAGCCAUGCAGAGACAGCUAGAUGGAUUGUUCAGUCAAUUGCAGCAACCGCCAUCUGACAAAUCUCCAGUUGUUAACCAUGAGGAAACGCCUGUCAAUACAUCAGAGACAAGUUCAUCCCCUCUUCAUCGGCCUAGGAGUGCUCAGGAAACAAAGAGAGCAGAUGAAACAGUACAGAGGAGAAUGGAAUUACUGUCAGAUUUGCACAGUAGGUGGCAACAGCUGCAAGAUGAUAUUGCAUCAGAUGGAGAGCUAAGUGUAAAAGCUGCCCCAGUUCUCAGUGCCACCAAAUCUGCACUGAACAAACUGACGCAUCAAAUUUUGCCUGAAAAUAAUGUUAUUGAGGACAAUACAUCAGAAACUACAUGGGACCAGGGAUCACUUGUCGGAAGACGCCAGACAACACCACUGAGAGGUGAACUUCCUCCACAAGCCCUGUCUCAAGAACGCCAAUAUUAUGAUGGUAGCCAAAUGUCAUCUGCUCCUAGCACUCUCAUGAGAAGGAGAUCACCUUCUGAUGUUAUUAGAAAUCAGCGAGCUGUGUGGAGCUCAGCAAAUGACGAAGAAGCUCGUGCUUCUUUAAACAAUACAGCAACUUCUUUGAGAUAUGCAGGAGUUCCAUCAGAGGAAAACCCACCAAUAAUCAGCAUGCCCUCACCAUCACCUAGUGUUCUUCAACAUCAACAACAAACUCAAGAGAUGAAGAAUCGCAUUGCAGCACUAAGCCGUUCAUGUCAAAGUCUUUGCUUGGAUAGUGUUGAAGGUAUCAAUUCUUCCCCUGCAUUGCCUUUAUUGCCAGCCGUUGCUAUCCCACCACCUCCUCCUCCUGGAUCACUAAGCCAUGACCGGGAGGCUUACUACCAACAACUUCUGGCAGCAGGACAGUUGCAGCAACAACAAGUCUUAUUGACAGCCAUCAAUCAAUGCUUCCACAUUUUAAAAUUGCAACAGCAUGAGCUUCUAAACCUGAGCAAUUCUGUGCACAUGCUCUCUUCUGGUGCUAACCAUGUUACCCCCGUGGGUGUUCACUCCAGUGUGCUCCCUGGUGUACACCCAGCUGUGAAUGCUGUAAAUGCUCAUCAGGGUGUUCACCAAGGCGUUCACCCAGGGGUGCAUCAUGCCUUGCUUCAAAGUGAGGAACCAUGGGCAACCCCAUCCCCAGCUCCUGGUCCCCCAACCUUAAAUAACCAAGUUCCUCCUGGCAACCGCACCAACAAUUAUUGGGACAACUUCCGCAGUUAUUCGCGGCAGAACCUCCUUUCAACCAGUGCAAAAAGCAACGAAGGCUUGCCUCAUAGUCCAAGUCCUUUGGUUGAACGCUCUCACAACUCAUUACGAAGCUCUACUCCCAUGUCUGUGCCUGGCCCGUCCUCAAUAUCAGUUGCUUCAUCAAUGCCACAGUAUCACACCUUGUCAACACCAUCAUGCUUACCUGGAGCAGGUUCAGCUAUUCCUCAACCUCCAGGUCUAGCUGAACAAGGUAGUGCUCCUAUGGGUGCUGUGGGACCAAUGCCACCAACUACUCUGGAUUUUUCUCAAACUUCACUUGUACAUAAUAUAUCACGAAACGAUAAGCGCAAUAUCGAUUUUACCGAGGGAGUUUCAGCAUCCCCACGUCGGCGUCCUUCAAAUGAAAUAGAUCAUCGUACAGCCUCUAGAGUGUUGGAGGAUGCUGCACUACCUAUGAAUUGCCAAUUACUAUCCCCAACAUCACAGGAAUUUGAAGUUCCUGCUAUGCCAAUUCUUAGAAAUAGUGUCAGUGGUCUCCAGACUCGUCUGAGUCAAGUAAAUUUGAAUGCUCCUCCAUCUUUUGCCAACUUGCAAGAUUUUAUGGAUACACAGAAUACUAGGCAUCAAUUGAACAAUGAAGGUGUUCCCUUCAGUGAAAUAUCUACUUCUCUUUCAAAUCAGCAGUUUAAUGAAUUUCAUGUACCCUGUUCUCUUGAGAAUGUACGUGAAAGCUCCCGUCGCUUAAAUGUGGACUACCACAAUGGAACAACUGAUACAGAACCACCAAGUUCAACUGUUCUCAAGAGGAACACAGGAGCUAUUAAGCGCACUUAUUCUUCAUCGCCAUGUUCAUCAAGCAACAGUACUUCUUUAAAUCCUAACAUUCAGCGGAACAUUCACUCAACACCAGCAGUUUCUCAGUUGUCUUCAAGUAAUGCAUCAUGUAAUAGCCAUUCUGAAGCUCUCUUCAAGUCAUCAAAACUGCAGUCGGGUCAAGAUUGCUCCAGAAACUACAAUUGUUCCGGAAGAAGACCAGGUUUACCCGAAGAAACUCAGAUGCCCUGUUCUUCAUCAUCUGUUUCAAGUAGGACAAGGAUGCGGGGUAUUAAUGAAACUGAUGACCAUACCAUAUUCCAACAUGACCAUGCUGAUGAUACUGAACAUGAAGAUGCUCCUCUACUGCGAUGUGUGGGAUUUAACAACUGCCAAAGUUCUACAAGUAGUCAAAGUACAUCUAGCCAGAACACAUCUAAUGUUGAACUACAGAGUCUUGGACCAGGAAAAAAUCACUUGAAAGAAAGCUGUUUCCAAAUUCGAAAAUGUCCAAAGUAUCAAUCGAAAUCAGGAUCUAGAAGUCCUCUUUCAGAUACAACUGCAGUUGCAGCUGCAGCUGUUGCAGUGGCAACUGUUUCACAGAACUCACCGUCACAUCGGAAUGUUCAUUCUUCUUCUGGGAAAUCCAUGCUUUCCAACAGCCAAAGAUCAGUCAACACAAAUACUAAAGAAGAUUACGCUGUUCUUAACCAAAUGUCUGGUCAAGGACAACUUUACGAGGAGUUGCGAGAAUCAGUCUAUUCAGAAAUGACAUCUCUAAUUUCAGAAAAUGGGAGUAGGUCUCACUUUUUAGUUCAGUUACUUAGAGACCUACAGCAUAUUAGCUCUGAUUCUGUGAGACAAAGUGUCAUUCAACUUAUUCAGCAAGCUGUUAGUAGAUACCAGAUUGACCUGAGCGUUCUUGGACAGGAUGGAUGUACCUUGUUUGCAGAGGACGAGGCGGAAGAAGAUGAGGAAGAAGCUAAAAGAAUGGAAUCACAAAGGCUGGAGAGAGAAAGACUCCCAUAUGCUGGUGCUUGUAGUUCAUCUGAACCAAAGGGGACUUCUUCAAGUACACAAGAAGGUGAAACCUUGAUGCAGCUCGUACUUGGUCUCGAAUUAGCAGCUGUUUUGUCUGGAAAUGCUGAUGAAAAUUGUUCUCCUAGCUUAAUUGAUGAUGUGCGAAGCAGAAUAUUUCAGCUUAUUCCUAUGAACCAAACUUUAUCAGCCUUAAAUACUCAAGCUGUAAACUCCCCAAGAUCUGUUUCUUACGUCCAUUCUCAAAUAGACAAUGUAUUGGAAAGUGUAUUUCUUAAGUUUCAAGGAUGCAGAAUUGGAGAUGUUAGAAAUGAAAUAACAUCAUGUGUUGUCAGUGCCCUACCAAUUAAACUCAUGUACCGCAGUAUGGUGGAGUAUUACAGCCGUAAUAAUAUGGAAUCGGAAUCAUUGAUAAGAAGGGAUGGUCCAGUUUCAUUUCGAGAAAGUUCAUCAUCUCCUUCAGUGAGAGGUGUCAGUCCAAAUCCGUUGCAGUACUCGCAACACACUUCCACUUUGAGUCAUCAAGAUGGAAGGGAUGUAAGUCUAUUACAGGAAGCCUCUAAUGGAGACCUAGCUGAGGCAGAUCAAUCUCACCACUCUAUAAAUACUCUGGAUGGGGAUGGUGACUCAGAAGCUGACAGAGACUGCUCCACAGAUGGGCCAUUGUCAGCUUCAGUGUCAGAGUCUGCCUCUGGUUUACUCCACGUGCAUGUGUACCAACUGGGUGGAGUGUCUGAAGCUAUUGAUUCUGAGCCAGAGGUUGAAGCUCUUCAAGAAGAAGGAGAAGUUUUAGCAUGUACUUUAGUUGAUCGAAAUGUUUGCAGGGAUGAUAUGGCAGGAGCUGUUGGUGGAGCUGAAGUAGACAGAAAUAAUGUUGAUGAUGUCUCAGAACGCUGGAGUUUGGAGCAGGAUCAAGUAAAUGAUAGCGAGAAGGAAAGAGUGAGGGAACAAGGUCUUGACCAAGUUCCUACUAGACUCGCCUGUGAUAGUGAUCGUGAUCAAGAAAAUGGAGAAAAGCACAGGUCACAUCACUUGGCUAUGCCUCCACUUGAUUCAUCUACUUGAGGCUGUCAAACUUGGAAUAUAGUGCCUUCCAUAUUCAGAGUGUGAUUUGAUUUAACCCCGUAAAGUGAAUAGCAGUGAAGCAGCAGGAUUUCAAAUCAGCCUUUGUCAGAAUUCAUAUGUAUACCCUUUCCUUCUAAAACUGGCUGGGAGUUAAGUUUCUUGAUCUGAUCAUUCAUGUAUGUAUGCUAUAGGUAAUUUCUUACUUCUUGUCACUACAGUGUAGUAGGACACUUGCCAUCUUUAGUCAUUUGUUUUUUAAUGUUUUGUAAAACUAAUUUUUUUCUAAUGAAUUACUGUCGUCCCAAUUCUAGACUAGGCACAAUAUGGUGCUCCACUGUUUUACAAUCUUUCUUUUUUUUUUUUUUAACUUUUUGACAGAUUGUUUAGAACAAGGUGUUUUGUAAUAAAAAGUAAUAACAGUUGUUUA